Lymnaea stagnalis (great pond snail) is the source of this 8705-nucleotide messenger RNA. The record is from the annotation of a GenBank genome assembly. NCBI's taxonomy places the organism in Eukaryota, Metazoa, Mollusca, Gastropoda, Lymnaeidae.
CUAAAUUAUCAUUUUAAGACGCUUUAAUAAAAAUAAAAUGUUUUGAAAUGUUUUAAUUUGAUUUCCUUUUUAAAAACAUUUAUGUUUAAAAAAAAAAUAAUAAUCAUAGCUAUUUUUAGACGGCCGAUUCUGAGUUCCCGAAAAUACCCAAAGUCGCCACGUAAUAGUUGUGUUGUAGGAAGAAAUUUGGGGCGUAUAUAUAUAUCAGCAUGAAGUUCAGUUGUGGAGAAAUAGUUUAAGAGAACGUAUUUUUAUGUGGUGCUUUAGUUGUUUUUAAAAAUAUUGAGAAUCUUAUUUUAAGUGUGGUGCUGCCUUACUUUGUUGACAGUACAUUGACAGUGGUACAAGGUAAGAUAUUCACGUAACAUGUUCAUUCGUGUCUUUAGGGUUAGUGUUGUGGUUAUGAUAGGCCAGGUAUUUCAUGAAAUCUGUCUUGUUAGCCUCCCAAUGACAGAAUAUGUCCAGACAAUAUUGAUGAAAACGAUACUUUUAGUAAAAGAAAAUGUGAAAAGUAUGCUGAUGAUGUUAGUAGAUUGUUAAAAAAAUCAGCAUACUUUUCACAUUUUCUUUUACUAAAAGUAUCGUUUUCAUCAAUAUUGUCUGGACAUAUUCUGUCAUUGGGAGGCUAACAAGACAGAUUUCAUUUGUUCUACCUGGACACCAGACAAUUUCUUGUCAUCCUAUUUUCACUAAACGUAUCUCGGUCAUACAACGCCCAUGAACUCUUCCAUUGACCCUUGAACUAUCAACCCGGUUAGCUUCAUCCUAGUUUCUUUGACUUUCCUUGGUCAUCUAGAGCACACAAUAACGCAUGUAGAACAUCGGAAAUGGUCCAAAUGUUUCUAAAAUCAUUAACUUCUUCUAGAAUCUUCCAAAUUUCCCUCAUAGCUUCUAGAGCUUUCGCUAAAUGUCUCACUAAUCCUUUACGAUGUCUGAAACCUUCCAAUUUUGUCUAUAACUUUCCAAAUCUUUUUAAAGCCUUCCAAUUGAGUCAGUCUCAACGUUUCCAAACGACACCAAAAUUGCCCCAAACUAUUAAAAUGUCUCUGCUACCUUCUUCAUUUACAAAUUUACAACACCUUCGUGCCUUGCUUCCAUCUUGCACCCUCUGUCUCACCCCCUAAACUUAAAGACUUAAACUCUCGUGACCAUAUCACAUUAACCUCUCACCAUUCACCUUCUAAACUCGCCAAGUACUACAAUCAAUUUCACUGAUCAUCAUUUAGGUACGAUAAACAAUUGAACGGUUAUUGAUAAGUAUUUCUCAUUUAACAUGAUUUAUUCCGAUUUCUCUAUUUUAUAGCCUCAUCUCAUUGACAGUUGAUUGCCUCAUCUCAUUUUCAGUUGAUUGGCUAAUCUCAUUGACAGUUGAUUGCCUCAUCUCAUUGACAGUUGAUUGCCUCAUCUCAUUUUCAGUUGAUUUCCUCAUCGAAGCAUAACCCUCAGCUUUCAACACCGCCGCGCUUACACAAAGCUCAUCACAAAGACAGUCUGCUAACACAGUUCAAGUCAGAGACAAUCUGCAAAGCUGAAACAACAGACGCAGUCUACAACAAUAGAGAUGGGUUCAGUCGACCUUAAGAAAAUGUGUCUCGCUUGGUUCAAGAGGCAACCAGAAUCUAACAGUAAACAUUAUUCUUCAUUUCUAUAAUAUUAUGUUUUUGUUUGAAUCAGUCGUGUGUUAUCAAAAAUGUUACGUAGAACGUGACCUAGGACUGAAAGGCAAAAACGUACUCAUUUUUUUUUUAAAUUUAGAAAAUUGUUAUAAAUAUAUACACAUAUAAAAGUAUAAUCUAUUUAUAGCGUUUAUCAAUCUGUUCCUUCAUAAUUUUUCGUUGGCGCAUUCGAUUGCAUCCAUGUGUAUUGUAAAAAAGUAAAGAACACAUCACUUCAAGACAAGAAGCACGCAGUGUGUUUUUUUUUGCAUUCUAUAAAAAUACAUGAAAUCAGAGGCGCUGCUAAAGGGUGGGGGGAGAAGGGAUAGGGGGGACCGCUAUCCCUGGUCGCCACACAAUUUAGGGGCGCCAAAAUGUGUUUUGAUAUUAUUAUUUGAAGAAAAUAAUGGGUUUGAGAGUAGAAAAAAACAAGAAAAANAAAAAAAAAAAAAAAAAAAAAAAAAAAAAAAGAAUUAAACAUACAAAAGAUUAAAACACAGUUCAUAUUUAGUAGGGGGUGUAAUCAUUCUCAGAGUAGUAACAUCUUUGAUUGAGAUUUUUCUCCUUCUGUAGUCUGCAUUCUUCAGCAUUCUUCAAUGGUUCACUAAAGUAAUUUUAGAACGAAAUCAUGACCGUGGGGGGAAGGGGUUGUUGGUAGUGGGGCGGCAAGCCUCCACCCGGCAGUUUCGCCACUUAUAAACACUGCCUGAUCGAAAAAAAGGACCAAUACACUUUUUAUCAACGGGCUGGUGGUGGGGUGAGUUUCAGGCCGAAUGCUGUCAAAUCUUGCCCCUGAUGUCAGUUGAAUGGGUUGAGAUAUCUUGAGGUGAUGAUAGUGGUGUCUCGAGUUGAGAGUCGUGGCGAAUGUUAGUUUAAAACAAAGUAGAAUUGGUAAACAAAUAUAUACAUCUCUUCUUCUAUAUCUUAAGGGCCCACGAUCAAUUUAUUGAUAAUUUUGGCUCCUAUGCAUGUAGAUGGGAUUUGCAAUGUUUCUGUUCCUGGUGUUUAUGAGUAAUAUAUAUAUAUAUAUUGCUGUUGGAAUAACCUUCAUUAACAUUUUUUUUUCCCGAGUGUAUAUUUUCUUUACCGUUAAAAAUAAUAAAAUGUUGAUGUUUUAAAUAUUAUUACUUUUUUCUUUUAUCAGGCAAUGCAACAGUAAAUUUAAACAAUAUUGUCACUAAGAUAGAAGGAGACGUUAGGUGGACCGCAACCGUACCGGUAACUCAAGCACAGAGAGGACCAGUGAGAAAGGUCAGUUCUUAUAUGAGCUUCCCCCCCCCCCCAACCGACUUUUCUGUACAGGUCUAUUCCAUCACUCUAGGUUAUUAGUGUUGUUAAACAAGAGGGAUAACUUCUUUUUAAAAAUCAGUUUGGAAUUGUGCAGAGGAUGUUCACACACGAAUGAUGACAACUUCUGAAAGUAGAUUCACCCCCCGAACUGACUGCUUUUUGUAAAGUAGUUUCACCACCAAAUGGUGGGAUAUUCUAAAAUGAAGAUUCACGACAUAAUGGUGAUAGAUUUCCCAGAAAUCUUCUCAACAUUAUGUUGGACUAACUCGGAGUCAAAGGGAGGCAAUACUAAAAAGGAGUCUCAGCAAAGUUUCGGUAUUACCUCACCACCAUCAUUGGUUAACUUUAAGAUGAGUUUGUUAUUAGGUAAAACUUUUUAGUAGGUCAAAUUUUGUUAGUAGGUCAAAAUUUGUUAUUCAAAUUUUAUUAGAAAUUGAAAGAUUUUUAGUAGCUAAAUGUGUAUUAGUAGUUUAAAGUUGCUAGAAAGUCAAAGUGUGUUAGUAGGUCAAAGUGUGUAAGUAGGUCAUCCAUGCUAUUAAUAGCCACAUUUUACAUCGUAUAUAGAGCAAUUUUAUAUAAUCAGAUAUUCUCAACUGAAUUGAGUGUUCUCAUAUUAUGGACAAAGAACACCUGAAAUUCUAUUUUUUUUAAAUCUAAUUUUUUGCUUUUUAUUCCGUCUGGGCCCUACGCCGUCCACAAGAAUUGCCCAUUCAUCACGGUCCCGUGCUUUCCUUUCCAGUUGCUUCUAGGUGUAUCCCAUACGUCUCGUGUGUUCAGUUAGCUCGCGUCUCCAUGUAUUCUCUGGCCUUCUUCUCUUUUUCCUUGUGGAUUUCAUGUUAGGCAUUGUCUGGUGAUGCAAUCUGGGGGUUUUCGGAGAGAGUGCCCUAACCACAUCCACCUUUUCUUCAUGAUGUUUCAUCAAGGGGCACCGGGUAUGUCUUUUAUAGUAGAUCCUUUUCUAGUAUGUCUUUUAUAGUAGAUUUUUGUUGGUAAUGUUAUUUGGCCAUUUGAUGUUCAGGAUCUUUCUAAGGCAUGAGUUUAUGAAGGUCGGCACUUUAUGCGUUAAGUUCGAUAUUGUUUUCUAAGUUUCUGCUUCAUACUGUAGGAGUGUUUUGGCAUUUGUAUUAAAGAUUCUCGCUUUGAUUUCCAGCUGAAGCUCCUUUGCCUCUCAUUUUUGUUUUAAUAACACAAAUGCUGAUCUAGCUUUCCCAAUUCUAGCCCUUACAUCAGCCUCGAAUCCACCAUUUGUGUCGAUGGUGCUGCUUAAGUAUGUGAAGGACUCCACUUCUUCCAGCGCCUUUCCUGCCAGCGAGAUAUGCUCUUGGUUGGCUGAGGUUGCCUCCAUGAUCUUUGUCUUGCUUUUGUUUAGAUUAAAUCCGAGCAGUGCUGAAAUGGUGGCUAUGUCUUUUCUCUUAUCCUGCAUUUGUAGCUGGUUGUGGGACAGGAGUGCAAUGUCGUCUUCAAAGUCUAGGUCAAUCAGUUGUUCCCAGAGUGUCCACUGUAUCCCGUUCGUCUUUUCGUCUGUGGAUUUUUUUCAAUUUCCAAUCAAUGGCGAAGAUGAAUAGGAAUGGGGACAAGAGGCAUCCUUGUCUGACUCCAGUUGCCACUUUAAAGUUAUAUGAGAUUCUACCUUCGUGUACUACCCUGGACGUCAUUUCUUCAUAAGAGCUCUGAAUGAUCCUUACUAGUUUUCCUGGUACUCCAUAGUGCCAAAGAAGUUUCAAAAAUGUUUUUUUUUUCGUUCAGGCCAUCAAAGACCUUUCCCUAGUCUAUAAAAUUGUAUAUAAUUGGGGGAGUUCCAUUCGAUGGACUGUUCUACAAUGAUUCUUAGGGUUGCAAUUUGAUCUGUGCGUGAACUUUUUCGUCGGAAGCCAACUUGUUGAUCUUGCAGCUGCAUGUCGAACUGGUCUCUCAGACCGGUACAGACAGCAGUGUAAUUUGUCUGUAAAUAGCACACACAAAAAAUUAAAAUCAACUAAAAUCUAGUUUUUUACUGCAAUGAAACUUGUUGGCAUUUUAUCAUUAUUUUACUACUACAUAUUGUUAAAUAUAUCAAUGAAUUAAACCCUUAAAUGUAUUAUUUCCAAACAAAUAAAAUCAUAAUUGUGCACUUCUUAAAGCAUUAAACGAAAAUUUGAUGAUCAGCUUAUCUCUCUGUCAUAGGCGACAGUUAAGUUCAACAGACGUAUGGAGGACAUCCUCGCUGAGCUGGAGAUAUCUAAAGAGUCAGAAACAGUAGCUGAUGUAACGCUGACAGAUGGAGUGGUGAAAGGUUAGAUGAAUGUUUUCUUUGUUCUCUUACAAGGAGACCUUUCAACCGAGACUAGCCUAACGUUUCUCUUUUUUAUAGUUACGAGAGUGGCUAACCCCUAUAACGAACGAACACUGCAAUAUAUCCUAUGUUGUUAAGUUAAAAAUACAAUUUUAUCUAUACGCCAGUAAUGAAGGAACACUGCAAAACAUCGUACAUUGUUUAAGGAAUUUUAACAGCUAAAUAAGCAAGAAAUGCUUCGAGAGCUCCAACUAAAACUCAUUUCGCACCACAAAUACUUGUUUAUCAAUCGUCCAUCCUUCGCUCUCUUUAUUUCUCCCUAAAUAUUUUUUGUAACACACCAGCUCCCAUUUACCCCCCCAUCACUCGUCUUAAUAUUUCCCUCCUGUUCCCCUCACCCUAACACACUUAUUUUACAUGUCCCUUAAUAUAAUCUCAUCCUAACAUUUCUCCAUAUCCUCUAACUCUAUAACUUCUCAUCCCAACAUUUCUCCAUAUCCUCUAACUCUAUAACUUCUCAUCCUAACAUUUCUCCAUAUCCUCUAACUCUAGAACUUCUCAUCCUAACAUUUCUCCAUAUCCUCUAACUCUAGAACUUCUCAUUUCUUCAUUCUCAUGGCUUCUAAUGACAAAUACAUGAAAUAUCACAAUCCCUUUGAAUCACAUGCCCUAGAUAUCCUUUGUUUACUAACCACUCCACACAAAAGAUACAAUUUUUAAUUUACAGCUUAUAAAAUUUUUGUUUACGUAAAUAAUUGUUUUGUCCCCAAAUCAGGACUUGGCGAAAAAAGUAUCACGUUGAGACGGCCCCCGGGCGUAGGAAAGGCCUUCGCCAGUGGGAUCACGGUCAAGCCGGGUCAAAACAGGACUGUGAGCAAGAAAUCUGACCCGGCUUCCCCCCGAACAAGUGAAUGUAACCCUCCAGUGAGGGCUAAUGGCGCCACGGCCACUGCGACCAUCACGUCAAGGGAGAGCUCCUACAAAGGUGAGUCUUAGAUGGUGUGAAAAUUGGGCAGAAGGCAUAUCGGAAUGUUUACACGUUUAAAAUAUGUAUCUACAUUAACUAAAAGAAGAUGAACUACUUGUAAACAAAUACAUUAUUGAAUGUUUAACAAAACAAAAUUGUGUGUUGGGGGAUUUGUGAAUGUGGGGGAGGGGGGUGUUGAUGACCUGCUCAUCAUAUUAUAUCCAGCAUUAUAUAUAAUACAACACAGCCACACGAAAUGCUUGACUAAAACACACGACAUGGUGUUUAACUUAACCACACGACAUGGUGUUGAACUUAACCACACGACCUGGUGUUGAACUGAACCAGACGACAUGGUGUUGAACUGAAACAGUUAAUCUCUCUAAAUUGUUAAAAUUAAACACCCAUCUCCCCAAAUGUACACCAAAAGUCACGACAUUGUAAUGUACAGAACAAUCUGAUGUACAGGAUAGUCUAAACCUUUUUUGAAAAAAAUUAAAAUGAGUCUCUAUCCUCCAGACAUAACUGAUUUGCUAUAUUCUACUUUAAACAAAUUGAAAAUUUAAAAAAAAUAUAUUUAACAUUUUAUUGUGCAAUAAAAAAAUGACCUGCGCACUCAACAGUUCUAACUCUCUAACCAAACAGGUCGUUUCGAGAUUACUGUGAGCCUAGACGGUGACGUCAUAUUCUUGCCUGGUGACCAGCAAAACAUCGGAGAAAUCAUCAGAGAGCUACCGAAAAUAGAAAGAGAUCCAUUUUUUAUUUUGGACGGAAAGGCCUGCUUGAUUGUUACUGGAGAAGUUGAGCUUCGCUGGGAUGAGCCAGACACCAUCCAGUGGAGCAGCAGUCCAUAGAAAUAGAUCAAACUAAUAAAAUUAGAAACUUGAAUUUAAUUGUUUUACAUAUUUUGCGUCAAUUUUUUUAAAAAAAGGAUCUAGCCAAAUAUACAAUAAUAUGUCACACGAAUCACCUUUUUUAAAACAGGGAUAUGCCAAAUGAAUGACCUUUAUAAGAUGGAUAUGUCAAAUGAAUGACCUUCUUUAUAAGAUGGAUAUAUCAAAAGAAUGAGCUUCUUUAAAAUAUGGAUAUGCCAAAUGAACGACCUUUAAAAGAUGGAUAUGUCAAAUGAAUGUCCUUCUUUAAAAGAUGGAUAUGUCAAAUGAAUGACCUUCUUUAAAAGAUGAAUAUGCCAAAUGAACAACAUUUAAAAGGUGGAUAUGUCAAAUGAAUGACCUUCUUUAAAAGAUAAAUAUUUCACUUAAUAGAUUUUUGCUUUAAAUCUAUUUCACUUCGUAUAGACGCAUACGUUAAUGUAGCAAUGUUGCUAGUUGAACCGGCCAGAGGUCAACAUUGGCUUUGGCAAUUCUACGCCUUGUAAGGCCCUGGUGGAUUAUUUUAGAGAUGUAACUAUCCAUGGUUGUAAAACUGUUCAGAUUUAAGUGUUCCCAAUUUCCAGGAAAAUGACAAUGGUGAAAACGAUCUCUAGGAAAAAAACUUAUUUUUUAUUUUAUUUUUUUAAAUUAAAAUAAUAGAGUUUUGUUAGUUGACCUACUUGUAUUUUUUACAGUUUCUCUGUAAGUUUGAAGAACUUGUGAAUCUUAGUCCCAAUGUCAAGGCUACCACCCCCCCCUUCUUUUCUCAUUUUAUUGAUAUGAUUUGCUUCUAUGUGUAAUUUUGACCAAAAAAUCAUUUUUUUUAACAAUCACUAAUAAUCAUCAACCUCAUUAUGUUAGUAAUGACAAUAUUUUUAAAUAAGCUUGAUUACUAUUAUUUUUAUACACAUAUAAACAUAUAAGGAUGAUGAUGUGUUGGCAAAGCAGUGCCAUGAAUGGAAAUGACUGCACUUGCUUUUAAAAUAUAAGUAUUCAUAUAAUUAUAAAAUAUAAGCAUAAAAACAUAUGUAUAAAUUAUGUACUGAUUUAGCCGUCUAAUCCAGUGUGAAAUAUACGAAUGGUUUGUAGGAAUAUUUCUGAAAGUACACAGCUCGUGUUUGUGUUUGUGUUUGUUACGACACAAGAUGGGUCUGCAACCAUCCAGAAUAAAAUGCAUUUUAAUAAAGUAUAUUUUGUGGGUAAUUUUAAUUUAAUCUUGUGUAAAUAAAAGUAUUUUCAUUCAGAAUAAGUGUGUGUGUGUAUAUACGUGUGUGUGUGUGUGUCUGUGUCGAAAAAAGCAUUUAUGAAAAUUAUUGUUUGUAUAUAAAUAUAAAUAUUUAUAUUUAAUGUUUAAAUAAUUUUUCUCUCCUAAUUACAUAAUUUAAAUUUAGUAUUAUGUUAAUUUCUUAUUGUGGCUCAAUGUUUGAUUUUGUUGUUUUUUUUGUUUUUUUAAUUUGGCUGUCUUUUUUGAGUGCUAUUAAAUUGAAGUCAUUUGUCAAACAUUUAAAUAUCUAUUAUCAACUUUUUUUAAACUUUUACAUAUUUUGAAGAACCAAAAAAAUUAGACGUUGCUUUGUCUUUAAUUUUAAGAUUUGUAAACACUUUGCUCCCUUCGAGAAUUAAUAAAAAAAAAAUCAUUUGAAAUUUUA